UCCUUCAUUUUAAGCCGGGUGGCCCACUUCCAAGUUAUCAAAAAUGUUCAACCUAAGGACUAGCAUGAGUGGCAGACAAUACAGCCCAGGGGUGCUGAUUGGCAACUGGAACGAAGAUGUGUGUCUGGAAGAGGAACUCCUGAAAGACUUCUUAUGUAAAAGAGAAAGAGGAGAGCUUCUAAUCCAGAAAUCAAAAAAACUGAAAGAGAACCUUUACAAGAAGGAGCAGCUCUCAAUUUCAACAGACGGAUUUAUUCACUUUGGAGAUACGGUUAUGCUGGUGAGCCCAGAUGACAACAAUUCACCUGAUAAGGCACCUACCAUGAGUGGGAAUCUAUCCCUGGCUGUUAAUCCCAAGGAAACAGACAUACUCUCAGAGAAUGAACUAACAGCUCCCUGCGCUAUGAGCGCAAUCAGCAGCGUGACCCCAAUUGGCCGGAAUUCAUUCCGGAUUUUAAGCAUUGAAGGAGAAAGCAUGGGAGAGCCACUUAGAUUUGGGCAGAAUUUUGGUCUUGGAGCAUCCGGAGGGUUUCCAGAGAAAAUGCUAUUUAUUGCGAGUGACCACAGAAGUUUUCAGAACAUGACAAAGAAAUCCUCCCUCCAGCCUGUGUUCUUGACCGAUGAACUUACCUACCUGGCUUCUUGGCAAGCUACCUAUCUGGACCCACAGUUACGCAUGGAAUACGAAGGGUUCCCAGUUCCUGCAAAUACAAAGAUCCUCAUUGUUCACAGUCAUACAAAUCAGGCCUUGGCAGUUCCUCGGAUGUACUGGAUAAGGACAUACUUUGGAAAGGAAUUUGAGGUAAACUGCCACACAUACCUGGAUACACACAGAGCUGAAGAAGACAAGAAUUACUGGGUUAUGGUUACUGGGAAUCCGAGCGACGGAUCAACCACGAUGUUUGAUAGGCCGAAGCCUCUGUCGGAUACGGACAGAGUGCAAAACAGUGAAAUCCCCGAAGUAAUAUGCCCCCGUUAAAGCCCAUGCUUUAAAAAGGAAAUACAAAAAACAUCCUUUUUUGUGCUCACGUAAAGAGAGAGAGA
This is a messenger RNA of Lacerta agilis (Sand lizard), 1044 nucleotides long. RefSeq names its product cilia and flagella associated protein 161 (gene CFAP161). Gene Ontology annotation, cellular component: motile cilium. Bases 44 to 979 code for a protein of 311 amino acids. Gene Ontology annotation, biological process: cilium assembly. The transcript has 7 exons. Lineage: Eukaryota; Metazoa; Chordata; Lepidosauria; Squamata; Lacertidae. The record is from RefSeq and is a predicted model, not a curated record.